ACCGGGAUUGGCAACCUUCAGCUUAUCUAGCCAGCACGUUUGUUAGUGUGUACAGAACAGUUAUGGAGGAGGCCAUUCCUGCUUCCGACGUCGUCGUGACUGGCCCUGGCGCCGACGAGGCACCGGCGGCGGAGCCGUUCCGCGUGUUCGUGGGGUACGACUCACGCGAGGACAUCGCGUACCGCGUGUGCCGGCGCUCGCUGCUGCGGCGCUCCUCCGUGCCGCUUGCCGUGGUCCCGAUCGUCCAGCAGGAGCUCCGGUCGGCGGGGCUGUACUGGCGGGAGCGCGGCCCUACGGAGAGCACCGAGUUCUCCUUCACCCGCUUCCUGACGCCCCACCUCGCCGGCUACCGCGGCUGGGCGGUCUUCGUCGACUGCGACUUCCUCUUCGUCGCCGACGUCGCGGAGCUGGCGCGCCUGGCCGACCCACGCUUCGCGGCGCUGUGCGUGCACCACGACUACACGCCCAAGGAGGCGACCAAGAUGGACGGCGCCGUGCAGACGGCGUACCCGCGCAAGAACUGGUCGUCCAUGGUACUCUUCAACUGCGGCCACCCCAAGAACCGCGCCGCGCUGACGCCGGAGGCCGUGAGCACGCGGAGCGGCGCGUACCUGCACCGCUUCAUGUGGCUGGACGACGCCGACAUCGGCGAGGUGCCGUUCGUGUGGAACUUCCUGGUGGGGCACAACCGCGUCGACCCCGCCGACGUGGCUGGGACGUCGCCGCGCGCCAUCCACUACACGUCCGGUGGCCCGUGGUUCGAGCAGUACAGAGACUGCGAGUACGCCGAGCUCUGGGUCCAGGAACGCGACGCAUAUGAGGCCGAGGCGGCGGAGGAGAAGGAAGAGAGCCAAGGCAAGGCCAUCCUGCAGACCGCGCCAUCUGCAGUUUCGGUGGACGCGUGAUGCCCUCAUGCCUGCCUACUAUUUUAGUCUUUUAGACGAUGGAAUAAACCCAUCUGUUGCCUGCCUACUACUUCCUAAAUUCCACAAUAUGAUACUACUACAAAUCUGUGGAUACGCCUUCGUGCUACUACAGUAUGUCGCAUUCAGUCCAAUAUUAAUUUUAUUUUUAUUUAAAAAUGGAAGUAGUAGUUGGGAUGUCCUGGGAUAUCUAUUAUUUGUACACGCAAUGAAAUUUCCAUUAAUAAUAUAUGCGGGCUACAAUAAAUACUCAAUUAUGGGCUUCGUCAGAGUCCUUAAACAUCUCGAGAUUACUUGGACUUCCUCCG
This is a messenger RNA of Oryza brachyantha (malo sina), 1231 nucleotides long. Its product is annotated as protein CDI-like. The record is from RefSeq and is a predicted model, not a curated record. Bases 63 to 905 code for a protein of 280 amino acids. The transcript has a single exon. Lineage: Eukaryota; Viridiplantae; Streptophyta; Magnoliopsida; Poales; Poaceae.